AUGUCAGUGAAGAGAAUCAAGCUAGCAGAAAUGGCCAAACAAAUUUGUACACAUUCCGGUUCUUUCCAUGCAGAUGACGCACUAGCGGUCUACUUAUUAAGAUUGUUGCCAGAAUAUAAAGAUGCCAAAGUGAUCAGAUCAAGAAACCCAGAAGACUGGGAUGCCAGUGACAUCGUAGUUGAUGUCGGUGCUAAAUAUGAUUCUGUUAAGUUCUUUGACCAUCAUCAACGUGGGUUUGAUGAAACUUUUUCUGAUAAAUAUAAAACUAAGCUAUCAAGUGCUGGUCUUGUAUUCAAACAUUUUGGGAAAAGAAUUAUCGAAUUGCUAGUUACUAAGAAUAUAACAUUGACCCCUGAAAAUGUUGAUUUGUUAUAUAUCAGAGUAUAUGAAAGAUUUGUGGAAGCCUUGGAUGCUGAUGAUAAUGGGAUUAGCCAAUAUGAUACCGAUUUGGAACCACGCUUCAAAAACAAAUCAAUUACUAUUCCAGGUAUUGUUGCUGGUUUAAAUCCAAACUGGAAUGAUGAUUGCUCUCCUGCUAUCUUUGAUGAAAACUUCUUAAAGGCGAGUGAAUUUGUUGGUUCCACAUUCGUGAAUCUAGUCAAAGGAUAUGGUGAAUCAUGGUUACCUGCUAAAUCUUUAGUUAAGGAAGCUAUUGCAAAGAACGAAACUAAUGAUAAGAGAAUUAUUGUCUUAGACCAAUUUUGUCCUUGGAAGGAACACCUAUAUGAUAUUGAAAAGGAAUUGAAUCUUGAAAAUAAAAUUCAAUUCGUUAUCUUUAAAGACAGUUCAAAUUCCUGGAGAGUUUCUACCGUCCCAGUUUCUUCUACCUCUUUCCAGUUUAGAAAAGGUUUACCAGAACAUUUGAGAGGUUUAAGAGAUGAAGAAUUAAGUGAAAAGAGUGGUGUUCCUGAUUGUAUUUUCAUACAUAGUGCAGGAUUUAUUGGUGGUGCCAAGACUAAAGAAUCUGCUUUGAAAUUAGCUAAAAUGUCAUUAUAA
Messenger RNA from Naumovozyma dairenensis CBS 421, 996 nucleotides. RefSeq names its product Myg1p (gene MYG1). NCBI's taxonomy places the organism in Eukaryota, Fungi, Ascomycota, Saccharomycetes, Saccharomycetales, Saccharomycetaceae. The record is from RefSeq and is a predicted model, not a curated record. Gene Ontology annotation, cellular component: cytoplasm; nucleus. The transcript has a single exon. Bases 1 to 996 code for a protein of 331 amino acids.